Messenger RNA from Closterium sp. Yama58-4, 2871 nucleotides. NCBI's taxonomy places the organism in Eukaryota, Viridiplantae, Streptophyta, Zygnematophyceae, Desmidiales, Closteriaceae. The record is from the annotation of a GenBank genome assembly.
AUGCACUCCCGUCUCCUUGUCUCUGGCCUUCCCAGGUCUCUGCCCCCCCUCCCGCGCUCGCCUGCCCAGCCGUGCCCUCCCAGCAUCAAGGGGAGGCAGCGCGCCGCUCUUCACUCCUCCUCGUUUCCUCCGACCACUGCUCCUCUGCAGACUCUCCACAUGGACGUGUGGGGCCUGGCCCCAUCUAUCCGUGCUACUCGUCGCCAGUUGCGCGGGCAGUAUCGGCGGGACCUUCUGGUCCUGCGUCUGCAUUCUGACAGGGGCGGUGAGUUCUCGUCCAGCCUCCUUGCGGUGUUCUGUCGAGAUGAGGGCAUCGUCCAGUCGUUCACGCUUCCGGCCUCUCCGAAGCUGAAUGGAAUUGCUGAGCAUCGCAUUGGCUUGAUUAUGGAGGUUGCUCAUACCUCCAUGAUCCAUGCGGCUGCUCCCCAUUUUCUGUGGCCGUUUGCUGUCCGAUACGCAUCAGCUCAACCUCUGACCCCGUGUCUCCUUGCCGGAGACCUCGCCUACACUCUGUUGGACGGGAGAGGUUGGCAAUGCUUCGGCGUUUCGGGUCUGGGACGCGCUCGCAAUACAACCGCGAGCAAGCUCUCUCCUUCCACUCUCCGCUGCGCCUUCCUGGGCUUUCCCACUGACGCCCCGCCGUGGCAGUUUUACCACCCUCGCUCACGUCGAGUCCUGUCCUCCCAGGACGUCACUUUUGACGAGUCUGUUUGUUUCUACAUGCUCCACCCGGUAGACCCACCCCCCUCGGUUGAGCCUCUGGAGAUCUCUUUUGACUCCUCUGGCCCUGCUAAGGGGGGUGACCCCGCCGCUGACGACACGGCGGCCACUCGCCGCUCUCCACACUUGGAGACCCCUCCUUGUUUUAUGCCUCGACCGUCUUUGCCACCUCUGCAGCCUGUAACUGUGGACACUGGAGCUACUGGGGGUGAGGGUUCUGAGGGUGCUGAGACUGGGGGUGCUGCGAGUCCUAGUGGUGGUGAGGCUGUGGGUGCUCCUGUUGCAGGUCCUGGCGUUGGACAGCAGCAGCCGCCUAGUCGACUCGAGGCACCCUCACCGCAGCAGCUUCGUGAGUGGGUCGUUCGGCGAGGCCGCUCCGGUGCUGGAGCUUGGAGUUUCCUAGACAUUGGAGCUGCUGGUGCUGGAGGUGCUGGAGCUGCUGGUGCUGGAGGUGCUGCUGGUGCUGGAGGUGCUGUCGCUGCUGGUGCUGGAGGUGCUGCUGGUGCUGGAGGUGCUGGUGCUACUGGUGCUGUAGCUGGAGGUGCUGGAGCUGCUGGAGCUGCUGGAGGUACUGGAGCUGCUGGUGCUGGAGGUGCUGCUGGUGCUGGAGAUGCUGGAGCUGCUGGUGCUGGAGGUACUGGAGCUGCUGGUGCUGGAGGUGCUGGUGCUGGAGGUGCUGGAGCUGCUGGUGCUGGAGGUACUGGAGCUGCUGGUGCUGGAGGUGCUGCUGGUGCUGGAGGUGCUGGUGCUGGAGGUGCUGCUGCUGCUGCUGGAGGUGCUGCUGCUGGAGGUACUGAGGCUGGAGGUUCUGCUGGUGCUGGAGGUGCUAGAGGAGUUGCUAACGGUACGGGUACUGUACCAUGCGGACCGUUUUUCUACCCGCAGCCGCAGUCGUCCCUACCACCGCCUGACUCGGCCCUUCGCAAGGUUCUUAGUCUCCCGUCUGCCACUAGCCUCACUCCAACUCUCCUGUGUCCACCGUCUGCCCCGUCGACACAGUUGCUGCCUGGCUCCCCACUGCCUACUCCUUCUCCCUGCUCUAAGCGGUCAGACUCCUUGACUGAGCGUCGUGAGCCUGAAUCUUGUGCCUCCACACCUGUUCGUGCUCGUCGUGUCGCCCAUCCUCGUCCUCCUGCCUACCCAGGCACUCGCGCUAUGGUACUUCGUCCUUCCUCCGUUCCAGAUCGUAUUGCCCUACAGUCUCCUCUGACGUCCUCUCUUCCUGACGUUCCUGACCCUGAGUCCGACCUUGCUCGUGCUGCUAGUCCUACUGUCACUCGUCUCCUUGCUACUGUCGUCAUUGACCCUGACUUUGAGUCUACUGCUGCGUUUGCCCUAGUCAUCGAGCUAGUAGACUUUGCUGCUAGGAGUCGUCUCGACUACAUAGCGAAUCUUGUUACCGAGUCUGAGUCUAUCUGUCCUCCGCACGUCGGGGGUGAGUCCGCCCUUGGGUGUGACGUCCUUGAGGACAGGCAGUUUGAGCUUGAGUGUCCUGCAGCUGCUUUACCUCGUUUCGCAUCCAUGCUGCUCUGCCCUGAGGAAGACCCGGAUGCACUUGACAUCUCUACCCCGCGCUCUUAUGCCGAGGUGAUUGCGGGUGAGUACUUCUCUCAGUGGCAGACAGCCAUGGAUGCAGAGAUGGCUUCCUGGAAGUCCACAGGCACCUACAUUGACGAGGUUCCUCCUCCUGAGGAGAACAUAGUCGAUGGCAUUCAGCGAGAGGGAGUUGACUUCUUCCAGACCUUCUCCCCCACCCCGAAGAUGACUACUCUUCGGGUGUUGCUGCACGUUGCAGCACAGCGUGACUACGAGCUGCACUCCCUCGACUUCUCCACAGCUUUCUUGCAGGGCAGGCUUCAUGAGGCUAUCUGGCUGCGCCGGCCACCUGGUUUCACUGGGUCGUUUCUUGCGGGUACCCAGUGGAGCCUCCGGCGGCCAGUCUACGGUCUCUGCCUUGCGCCCUGCAAGUGGCGCGACACACUUUGGAUGACACUUGCGGCUCUUGGGUUUGCUCCUUCCACUGCUGACCCGUCGCUGUUUCUACGCACCGACACUUCUUUGCAGCCAUUCUACGUUCUCGUGUACGUCAACGACUUGGUUUUUGCUAUUGCUAACACUGAGGCGCUGGCCCUAGUGAAGGCGGAGCUGUAG